Molecule: messenger RNA, 759 nt
Organism: Didymodactylos carnosus
Lineage: Eukaryota; Metazoa; Rotifera; Eurotatoria; Philodinida; Philodinidae
Source: the annotation of a GenBank genome assembly
AUGAGUGCCUCCUCUGGUCUUGUUACUCAACCUGUUAGAAUAAAAAGGGUUGCGGUUGACAAUAAACUGACCAAAACAUCAAAAUCCAACAGCACAGAUUUGGCCUCAAGCUCUAGUUCCGAAUCAUCUGACAAACGACUAAUAAAUAUACGCCUCAACAUAUUACGAUGGCCUACCGUAUUGUGUCGCACAACAAAAAUCUCACGACAACCACCCCCAGAACCCACGCUGGUGCAUGAAAAAUUUAUUUAUCUUGGUGGAUUAAAAUCAUUGAAUAAUAAAACUCGUUUAUCUCGACUGAAUAUUACGCACAUUUUGUCUGUUGUUUAUAUUCCACCAAGUAAAGCAACAAUUUCUCUAAAUAAAAAUACUAAUUUCAAACAUUUAUUUUUAAAAGCUGAUGAUUCUAUUGAUUUUAAUAUGACCGUCCAUUUUGAACCUGCUUUUGCGUUUAUCGAAGAAGCCCGAUUGGCAAAUAAAUCAGUUUUAUGUCAUUGUGUAUGUGGUAUCUCUCGUUCAACAACCAUCGUCUGUGCGUAUCUUAUGAAAUAUAAUUCAAUGUCAUUAGAAAAUGCCUUACUUCAAAUAAAAUCAAAGCGAUCAAUUAUACAACCAAAUAUUGGAUUUUUAAAACAAUUAGUCGAAUUCGAUGAGCAAUUGAAAAAAGACCGAGAACAAUCGAUUAAUAAUGGAAGAGGAAUUGAAAAUUCUACAAUUGAGAACCUUGCAGAACAAAUGACACAAGUUAAUUUUGACUAA